This is a messenger RNA of Dendrobium catenatum, 2317 nucleotides long. RefSeq names its product poly(A)-specific ribonuclease PARN-like. Gene Ontology annotation, cellular component: cytoplasm. Gene Ontology annotation, molecular function: 3'-5'-RNA exonuclease activity; RNA binding. Lineage: Eukaryota; Viridiplantae; Streptophyta; Magnoliopsida; Asparagales; Orchidaceae. The coding region runs from base 29 to 1861 and encodes 610 amino acids. The transcript is spliced from 2 exons. The record is from RefSeq and is a predicted model, not a curated record.
GCUAUAAUCUCAAAAAGGCGGGCGGUUGAUGGCGGCUGUCGCCAUCGGGAAGGGACGUUUCGCAGGCGUGCCGGUGAAGCAAGUAACUAAAUCGAACUUCGCCGCCGCAAUCCAGCAAAUCAAAGCCGACAUCGAAGCCGCCGAAUUCGUCGCCAUCUCCACCCGCAAGACCGGAGACUUCUCCUCUUCUUCUCUCCGCCAUCCAUGGCGUCGGGUUCUCCCCAUUGACACUUCCGAGACAGCCUACCUCAAAUCGAAGCUUGCCGCCGAAACAUUCGAGCUCUUCCAGUUCGCCGUCUGCCCCUUCUCGAUCCGCGGUUCAAAGGUCGUUGCUAUCCCAUAUAACUUUCAUCUCUUUCCCAGAGAUGAACUCACCUUAGGCAUGCCUUCUUAUAGCUUUGCUUGUCAAACAUCAUUCCUUGCUUCCAUGGCUCGCGAGGGUUUUGAUUUCAAUGCUUGCAUUUAUGAUGGCUUAUCCUACUUAUCUAGAGUAGAAGAAACCAAAGCUAGAGAGAGAAAGUCUGGAUCAUGGAUGCUUACAGUUACUUCUUCACAAAAUCCUUCUGUUGCCGAUUCAAUUUUCAAGGAAAGAAUCAAGUCGCGGGUUACCCACUGGAGGAAAGCAUGUAAAGAUACUAGCCAAGCAAAAGAUGGAUCUCUUGUUCAAUCUCUGAGGAAACUCGUAUUAGGUGGGGAAUUUUAUGGUUCAAGGCCAGGUAUGAGUGUAGAUAUCUGCAGUGAAAAGCAGGCUCAGUUGGUUUUUGAGAUUGUGGAACAGAUCUCUGAUGACCUAGUUCCUAUUCUUAUCCCUGAUAAUGGAGUACAGCCCAAGGCAGUGCGUGUUGUGUUAACAAGCUCAGAAGAGGAUAAGAUGGUUCUCUUGACUGAACUUCAGAGUUUUGAAGAUGAGCAGAAUCUCAAAUUCCGGGGAUUCCGGCAAGUCAUUGAUUUAAUCUCAAGUUCUCACAAAACAAUUGUUUCCCACAACUGCCUCCAUGAUUUUACCUUCAUUCAUGAAAAGUUUCUCGGUCCGUUACCUGAAACGGUGGCAGAAUUCAUGUGCUCGUUGAGGUUGCUAUUCUCCAAUGUGGUUGAUCUUAAUCAUUUAUUGAAGGAGUUUGGACCUUUAAGGAAAGCAAAAAAUAUUCCUAGUGCCCUGAGUUACUUAAAAAGGCAUUAUUUUGUGCCAAUAGAACUCGAAGUUCCUGAACAAGCUGAAGAUGGGAACAAGAGCCAUGGAAACAAUGUUCUUAAGUUAGUAUUUUUGUUUGCUAAGCUGAAUAUGUUGUUAAAGAAUGCUCCUUCGAGCCGAUCUGCACUCGAGCAAGCCAAACCGAUUGAAGAUUAUGCAAAUAUUUUCAAUCCAGCAUCCCUAACACUUCAUGAACCUGGUGAUGAUGACGAGACUGGUUGGCAGAUUGAUAGUACCAGGAGAGUAAGCACAGAUAAAAUACUCUUCUUAUGGGGCUUUGGUGGUGCAACUUCUGCUGUAGAGCUAAAACAUUGUCUCUUGCAAAUUCAUCCAGUGUUCGUAGAAGAUUUUGAUGUUCGCUUCGUUGAUAAGACCUGCGCUGUUAUUGUUUUUGAGACGUUAGGCUCUGCUGAGACAUUACUUAAAGACAUGCAUUCAGUUGACACUGUUUCAGGUGUUUUAAGAGACAUGGUUGUGGAAGGGUUGAGGGCAGCAGGAUAUGAAGCCUACAAGAAGGUCUGCAGGUUGGGCCUUUGGGAGGGAGACUUAGCUGAUUCAUUGGAAAUUGCAUUGGCUGAGACUGUGGAAGACCUUUGUUCAUUAUCCAAGACAGAUACCAAUGAGAAUCGCUGGAAAAAUGAGAUGAUGAUUGAUCUAAAUGAUCUUUAGAAACUUUCUACUGACUCAGCUUCUGAAUAAUUAGUUUCAAACUGCAGUAUACUAAUUCAUAAAUGAUUUCAAGCAUAGGCAGGAGUGAUUUUUCUUUAUACAAAGCAAUGCAGUGAGACAUCAUUUACAAUUUUAGGUGUUGUACACUAAUAUUAUUGGCAGAGUUUCUUUGUCAGUGUAUUCAAGCUUCCAUAGAAUUCUAGUCAUAUACGGGCGGAUGUGCUCAUGAAUUUUGUCUGUAAAGAAGAGCUUUGUUUGCCAUGGCUUCAUUUCUUUGUGAAAGCUAUCAAAGAAUUGCUAAAACAGCAUGGAUCAUGGUCUCAUCCUUGUCUCUGGUUGUAACCCCUCUCCAAACUAAUGUUUUCCUCCAAAAUUAGCAAGGUAAAGAACAGCAAUCAUGAGUGCUACCGCAACCAGGAAUGGUUCAAAAGCUGUUACUGCUAUCGUAUUGUUCCC